This is a messenger RNA of Rhinichthys klamathensis goyatoka, 1063 nucleotides long. It is a transcript of the gene ca4c, whose product is annotated as carbonic anhydrase IV c. The record is from RefSeq and is a predicted model, not a curated record. Gene Ontology annotation, molecular function: carbonate dehydratase activity; zinc ion binding. Gene Ontology annotation, cellular component: plasma membrane. The transcript is spliced from 8 exons. NCBI's taxonomy places the organism in Eukaryota, Metazoa, Chordata, Actinopteri, Cypriniformes, Leuciscidae. Bases 42 to 968 code for a protein of 308 amino acids.
CUGUCACACAAGGCAGUGAGAACUGUAUUGGUAUUGUAGUCAUGACGUCCAUUCUCUCUCUCUCAUCUGUUCUGUUGGCUCUAAAGCUCUGCUCAGGCGAGUGGUGCUACGAGAGCCAGUCCUGUGACAGCGAAUGUAGAGGGCCUUCAGAGUGGAAAAAAACGUAUCUUAAGUGUGGAGGUCCAAAUCAAUCGCCCAUCAAUAUCAUCACACGCAAAGUGAAGCAUGACCCAAAACUGACCAGUUUUAUCUUCGAUGGUCAUGAGGACAUUUUCAAUAUGAGUGUGGAAAACCAUGGACAAUCAGCUCACUUUACACUCCCUCAAUCGGUGCGUCUCCGUGAUGGGGGUCUGUCAGGCACAUACAAGGCUGUCCAGUUCCACCUGCACUGGGGAGAGGACGGCGGCCAGGGCUCAGAGCACUCUGUGGACGGGGAGCGUUAUCCCAUGGAGCUGCAUAUUGUUCACAUUAAAGAAAAGUAUAACAACUUGAGUGGGGCUCUAAACGACUCUACAGGGGUGGCAGCACUAGGCUUCUUUUUUGAGGUGUCUUCAGAGAAAAACAAAAAGCUUGACCGAAUUAUAGAGGCUUUAGGAAAAGUCAGACAUGAAGGGAACAGCAGUGAAAUUGAAGACUUUCGACUGGCUGACAUCGUCCCUCAAGCCAAUACACUCAGCUACUAUCGGUACUCGGGUUCCUUGACCACACCAGGUUGUGACCAGUCUGUUGUGUGGACGGUCUUCCAACAGACUCUGCCCAUAAGCAAAAAUCAGCUGAUGUCAAUGUAUAAACAGCUGUUAUUCGCAACAGAAAAGCCAAUGACUGGAAUAUUCCGUCCUGUGCAGAAUCUGAAUGGACGAGUUGUUUACACAUCUGUGAAAUCUCACUGUCUGUGUGUCCUGCCCAAUCUAAUCACCCUGUUUCUGUGCCUCUUUUGUGUUUUUGGACAACAAAGGUGUUUUCACUGAAUGGUAGAGAACACGCCUCUUUUAACACAGGAUGUUCUGUUUCCAAUUUCUACAAACAAAAUACAGCUAAUAAAUCUUUCAAGCACUGAACUGAA